CCCAGCUAGGUUUACAACAUCUUUUAAGUUGCAGAAAUUCAUGCUCUUGAUGUUCAAAUCAUUUUGCAGCAAUGGACAUUCCAGCUGGUGACGGUCUGAAGUGGUUUGGUGAAGGGUUUGACGGGUUUCCAAAACGCUUACCUGACGACACAGUCGAGUACACGAUCUAUAUUGUUGAUGCGAAUCUUAAUGAUUCGCGGAUGAGAUCUGGUCUCAACGACAUAUUGAAGACUGCGAAUGACCUGAGUAAAAAACUACUCAAAGAUUACAUCUGGCAACGCGAGCCCUUUUCGCUCGAACUCAAGCGCGAACAUAAUCGUUGGUAUCUCUUCGGACGAACCAACUUCGGUGACUCUAUAGCGGACGAGUGGGUGAUCGUGUUUAUGCUUCGCGAGUUGAGCAAGCAAUUCGCCAAAGCCUGGAUCCGAGUGAUCGACUCAGAUGGAGAAUUCUUGCUCAUAGAGGCCGCGAAUGCGCUGCCCAAAUGGCUGAAUCCGGAGAUAGCGGACCAUCGAGUGUGGAUUAACAAUGGUCAACUUCGAAUCAUUCCGUUGAAUAAGGAUGAAGAUUCGUCAAAGAAUCUGUCGUUGCAGCAGGCACUCGAUAGGGUCUCGUCAGACCCAUCGUCGCUGAUUCAUUCCCCUCUGAUCGAAGAAGAGGCAUUUUAUAGACUACAAAGAUACCCGGAGGCCAUUCAUGACUCGGUACAUUGCGCACUCGUCACCGUGCCACGAAAGCUUGCCUUUGUACUGCACGCAAAAGAUUCGCUAACCAGCCCGGCCGUGGAGGCGUUCUACUUGCGCGAUCCUAUCUCCCUUCGUUCGCUGAAUAAGUCCUCAACGUCUGAUUUAGUAUUUGCACCCAAAGACUUUGUGAAGCUUUCCGUGAGGUUCAACAAAGCGUCAUAUGCACAGCUUAAGUCGCAGGAAUUCGAACCGCCAAAGUCUUGGGAGAAUGCUCCGUUCCCUCCUUCAACUGACCCGAAGGAUGUUGUGCGCCGACAGCUCGGUCUGAAAUUGACCUGCGGCUUCGAGAUGCUGAUCCAAGAUCCGCAGUAUAAAGAUAGAAAGUGCGUGCGUGAGAUAAAAUUGCUGCUUGAAGAUCUCGAUGCUGGAGAUGACACCAUGCCAACCGACACAGAAAUCAGCCGCUGGCCGCAGCACGAAGACAGCGACGCGUGGAUGGACAUCAAUUUUCAAGAUUUUGAACGAGAAUUGUCCGGAAGGCGCAGCACUGGGGACCAGGGCUCAGCAGCGAACGACAAUGCUAAGGCCUCAAGUGGUUUUGGCGACAAAGCCGCGCAGGAGAAUCUGCGCCGCAUGGCCGAGCGAUUCGAAAAAUGGAUGAAUGACGCCAAUGCCGGGCCUGAAGGCGCCGAAAUUGAACUCGACGACAUGGAUUUUGACGACGACGAAGAUGACGAUGACGGCGAUUCGGCCACGUCAGAUUCUGACGAGGAGGAUCGUGCGGUCAGCUUCGACGAGGACGAGUUUCGUAAGAUGAUGCGACAAAUGAUGGGCAUGCCUGAUGAUAGACCAACAUCAAACAUACGGGAAAGCGAUGUGAGCGAGCUUGCGGACCACGAGAGUAAUCUGUCCGAAGAUGAAGAAAUAAGGCUACUGAGCGAGGGAAUGCGAGCUGAACUCAGUGCCACAGGAGUCCUUGAUCUGAAUCCGACGCCAGCUACGACGAAAGCUGUAGCUGAGAACGAUCGCAAGGGGAAGGGAAAGGGAAAGAUGGAGGACGAUUCGGCCAUUGGGCCCGAGAAGAACAAGGGUUUGCGAGCUUAUGAUAAUGAUUAUGGCAAUGAUCAUGAUAGUGAUGGCGACGAUUUUGAGGAGCGCGACGUCAAAAUUGACUACAACCUCGCCUACAAUAUCCUUGAAGCAUUCAAAGGCCAAACGGGUAUGGCUGGUCCCGCCGGGAAUAUGAUGAGCAUGCUGAGUAUUGCCAUGCCACGCGACGAGUCGAAUCAGGAAGAGAAAAAGUGAUUUUCGCAAGAACGGCAAGGCCAGUCGCGAUUGUGGCUAGACUAUGUACAUCUGCGUUCUUCCGGUC
Molecule: messenger RNA, 2058 nt
Organism: Verruconis gallopava
Lineage: Eukaryota; Fungi; Ascomycota; Dothideomycetes; Venturiales; Sympoventuriaceae
Exons: 1
Coding region: 72-1991 (639 amino acids)
Cellular component (GO): nucleus
Source: RefSeq, a predicted model, not a curated record